AAAAUGGCAGCCACCAUGUUGCGGUCUGCAAGCCGGUGUCGAAAUUUUGAGAGGUUGUCCCAUCAGAUGGUCCAACAGGUGCGUCAUAGAUCAGGCUUGCCGCUGAACACCAUAAUUUUAUUUGUCCCUCAGCAAGAAUCAUGGAUAGUGGAGAGGAUGGGAAAAUUCCAACGGGCACUUGAACCUGGCCUCAACUUCCUUAUCCCUGUUUUAGACACUGUCAGAUAUGUUCAGAGUUUGAAAGAGAUAGCUAUUGAUAUCCCAAAACAGAGUGCGAUCACAAUAGAUAACGUCACAUUAAAUCUCGACGGUGUGUUGUAUCUAAAAGUCUUUGACCCUUACAAGGCAAGUUAUGGGGUUGAGGAUGCAGAAUAUGCAAUCAGCCAGCUCGCUCAGACAACGCUUCGGUCAGAGAUCGGAAAAAUCUUGUUAGAUACUGUAUUCAGAGAGAGAGACUCUUUAAAUGUAGCCAUUGUUGAGGCUAUAAACAAAGCAGCAGAAUCGUGGGGUAUACGCUGCAUGAGAUAUGAAAUUCGUGAUAUUAAACUCCCAAGCAGGGUGCAGGAGGCCAUGCAGAUGCAGGUAGAGGCGGAGAGGAAGAAGAGGGCCAGUAUCUUAGAAUCUGAAGGUAUUCGUGAAUCUGAGAUCAAUGUGGCAGAAGGUAAAAAGCAGUCUAAGAUUCUUGCGUCUGAAGCGUGGAAGAUGGAACAAGUCAACACAGCUUCUGGUGAAGCAGACGCCUUGAUGAAAGUUGCAUCAGCACGAGCUGAGGCCAUUGUUAAGAUUGCAGAGGCAAUCGGCAGAGAGAAUGGACAGAAUGCUGUUAGCCUGAGGGUAGCCGAGCAGUACAUACAAGCAUUUGGAAACAUAGCCAAAGAAGGAAAUACUAUUUUACUCCCAUCCAACACGGGAGAUGUUAGUUCCAUGGUGUCACAGGCAAUGGCCAUCUUUAACACUGUAAAGACCAACAUACCGACCAUACCUUCCGACAAAAAAGAGUUAACCUCCUCAUUUUCAACAAAACCUUACGCUCAUUCCAGCGUUUUGGAGAAUGAAAGGACAAAUAAGACAGUUCAUGAUGAUAAUGAAUGAUGACUAUUGAAUUGAUGAUUUUAUAUCAGAGUCCUAUAGAACAGGGAAAUAUGGUGGGCAGGAAAUUUUCAAGUUUUUCAUGGUUCGGUCAUGGUCACUAUCAACUGGUCUGCGAAGACUCGUAUUUUGUGCAAUGGUCCAAUUAGUGUGGAGUUUAUUUUUUGAAAAUCACCGGAUUUAAGUGUGGAUUUGGAUCUAUUGUGCUAAAGUUUAGAUAUUUUGUGAUACAACUAUUAUGUCACGUGUAUUGUAGUUCACACAUGUAGCUGGUAAACCACAAAAAAGUCAAAUUUAUAUUGGCCUCCAUGUAGUUUUUAGAAUACUCAAAAAGAUGAUUUGAAUUUCAUUCUUAUUUACUCUGUUUAGCAUGAUCACAGUGGGUGAGUGUAAGGCCCUUGUUUCUAUUGUGAGGUAAAGGAGUCGGAUACCUUUCCCCAUUGUGAUGAACAUUUUGUGCAAAUCAAAACUAUGUUGUCACUAAUAUUGUGUGUAUUUGUGUUAACGAGGCUAAACAUACUUAUGGAGACAUGUCUGAUAUUUUGCACAUCAGCAAUCUAUUGGUAUUCCCAGCCUUGAGGAAUCUUUUGCAGGGGGUACAUAUACAUGAAGGGGAAUAAAAUCUACCCGGCAAAGAUGGCUUAAACCCUUAACUUCUGAUGGUAGUAACGUAAAGGCCAGUUGGUUUGAACCCUGGUCAGCAAUGUGCAAUCAUUUUGGAGCCGCAGUGGGUAGUGGCUGGGGUUCCCAGUACGAUCCCUAGUGUCUGUGUAAUCUUUGUCUAACUUCCCUUUCCACACCCAGGCGUAUAAAUGGGUACCAGUCGGAAAUGCUCAGCGUGUAGGGCUGAUUGAGCAGCUCAUCUGAAUUCUACUGAAAGGUUUCAGAAUAGACCAGGUUGAAAGUGUAAAGUUGGAUAAUAACCUCUGUCAUUGUCUAUAUCAAGACUAUAAACCCAAAUUAAAAACUUUAUGUUGACCUGCUAAUGUAUACGUUGCUAUGGAUUUCAGUGGUAUGACACGAUUGUGCUGAUUACACAUGAAUAUUGAA
Lineus longissimus is the source of this 2139-nucleotide messenger RNA. Its product is annotated as stomatin-like protein stl-1. The coding region runs from base 4 to 1092 and encodes 362 amino acids. The transcript has 10 exons. Gene Ontology annotation, biological process: mitochondrion organization. Gene Ontology annotation, cellular component: membrane; mitochondrion. The record is from RefSeq and is a predicted model, not a curated record. Lineage: Eukaryota; Metazoa; Nemertea; Pilidiophora; Heteronemertea; Lineidae.